Messenger RNA from Tricharina praecox, 1774 nucleotides. Its product is annotated as Mob1/phocein family protein. The coding region runs from base 64 to 1620 and encodes 518 amino acids. Gene Ontology annotation, cellular component: cytoplasm. Lineage: Eukaryota; Fungi; Ascomycota; Pezizomycetes; Pezizales; Pyronemataceae. The record is from RefSeq and is a predicted model, not a curated record. The transcript has a single exon.
CAGCAGUACAUCAUCACCAAACAAGCAGAGACAUACAUAGCACACGCGAUCAGCACACACGCAAUGGAGUCCACAACGGCUCCACCAACCACGUCCCCGCGUCUCCCCUCACCCCCACCAUUCGCCGAAGUCCAAAUUCCACCGUCGGAUCCAGCCACCUCAUCAAGCACAGGAAAACCGCCUACACCCUCCGCAGCAACCCGCCGGAUCCGCCCAGGCACCAAAUCGCGCAACGUCAUCGCCGGCGCACCCCUAACCUCCCUGGCCGAACUCGAUAGCGCCUUCCAGCUGCAAGAGCACCUCGCCUCGCUCCUCAGCAACAUCACGAAUCCUCCCGGCUCCGACCAAACCUUCCCAUUGACGCGCGCGGACUGCACGCGGCUGGCCACCCCCCCGGAGGGCGUCGAAGAAACCCUUUGGUGCUACGAACUCACGCGGCGUCUCACGCGCGACCUGAACGUCCUCAUCGUCGCCCUCCUAAACGACGGAUGCACCGCCGCGACAUGUCCGGAGAUGCGCGCCAGCGAGUGGCAGUACCUAUGCGCGGUUCAUGACUCGCCACAAAGCUGCUGCGCCAUCGACUACUCCACGCACACGCUCGACCAUGCGGCGACCAUGCUCACCAGCACCAAAUUUUUCCCCAGCAGACUGUCGCUGCAGCAUAAUAGUGUUAAGCACCUGGCUAGCAUCUUCAGGCGGCUCUACAGGAUCUUUGCGCAUGCGUGGUUCCAACAUCGCCCGGUGUUUUGGGAGGUCGAGGGAGAGUAUGGGCUCUACCUGUUCUUCAAGACCGUGUCCGAUAGGUACCGGUUGAUUCCACAGGACAGCUUGAUGCUGCCUCCUGAGGUGGAGGGGUUGAAGCCGGGGAAGAAUGGAGAGCUGCUGGCAGACGAUGAAGAGGAAGAGGAAGAGGAGUUUGAGGAGUGGGACCGGGGGACCGGGGCGAGAGGGCACCUGGAGCCGGUGGACGGUGGCGAAGAGAAAGAGGACUCGGAUGAGGAGAUUGAGGGGGAGUAUAGCGACGAGAGUGAUAGCGAUGAGGAGAUGAUCGAAGGUGAGGAUGAUGAUGUUGACAUCAUCGAGGACGAGGACGAGAUACAGGAUGAGGAACAGGAGGACUUGGAGGGGGCAGAGUCGCAGGUCGAGAAGGAUGCAACCGACAAAGAGGAAACACCGAUGGAGGGAACAAAAUCGCCGGCUGAUCCGGAGGACGAUGAACAGAAGGAAGUCACCGAUGAGGGUGAGGGGAGUGGAGCAGAGGAGAAUGAGAAGGAGGAGAAAGAGAAGGAGGAGGAGAAAGAGAAGGAGGAGGAGAAAGAGCAGGAUAAUGGGAAGGAGGUGCAGGAGAAAGAGAAAGAGGGGGAGGAGAAGGUGGGGGAGAAGGAUAACGAAGACGAGCCUACGGGAGAGGAGAAGGCAGAACCGAAAGCUAUUACAGAGUCGGAAAGUGAAGAAUCACCAGCAGCAGCGGCGGCGAGCGAUGAGAUGGAGAAGAAUCACGCGGAAGCCAGCUCUGAUGCUGCGGCAAGGCAAGAUGACGCGGAGAAGGUUGACCCUGAAUCGAAGCCGGAGGCCAAGGAGGAAGUGAAAGAGGAAGAACAAAAGAAGGAGGAGAAGUGAUCAAGCUUUUGGGCGUGAUGGCGUAACGGUUUUUUUCCUGUAUAGUUGUUUGCUCAAGAAUACCCGGUGUUGCUCAAUAGUUGGUGGUUGUAGUAUUGACGGGUUGGGUACUGUAAUUUUACGUGUCCCUGUAUUACUAGAAUCGAUGGAGUUU